GUGGACACCAUCUUGAAAACGUAAUUGUUGUCAUGUUUACGUUGAUUGUAAAAAGUGAAAUAUUUAAUGUGUGACUAAAUAAUUGAAAAGUGUUGAUGUGAUUCUUGAUCAGGAAGUGCCACUAUCAUCAUGUUUUAUGCACAUUUUGUGCUGGCUAAGAAGGGUCCGCUGGCCAAGAUUUGGCUGGCGGCCCACUGGGAUAAGAAAUUGACAAAAGCACACGUAUUUGAAACUAAUAUCGAGAAAUCAGUUGAUGGUAUUUUAAAGCCUAAAGUGAAGAUGGCAUUGCGUACUUCUGGACACCUUUUGCUUGGAGUUGUGAGAAUCUACUCGAGAAAAGCCAAGUAUCUGUUGCAAGACUGUAACGAAGCUUUUGUCAAGAUUAAGUUGGCCUUCAGACCUGGCAUGGUAGAUCUUCCCGAAGAGCACAGGGAGGCUGCUAUGAAUGCUAUCACCUUACCAGAGGUCUUUCAUGACUUUGACACGGCCAUGCCUGAAUUAAAUGAGGUUGAUAUUGAAGCCCAAUUCUCUUUAAACCAGUCAAGAGCAGAAGAGAUCACGAUGCGGGAGGAUUAUGGAUCAUUAAACCUUGUCACCCAUGAUGAUGGCUUUGGAGACAUGGGUUUUGACACUGAUAAUCCUGACAUUAUGAGAGAAGCUAUUGGUUCUGAAGGUGGACUGGAGCAGAGCAACCUACUUUUUGCUGAUGGGUCAUCAUUAGAAUUGGGAGGCAAGGAGUCUAGUUCAGGUCCAGGUUCAGUGCACGCUCGCACUUUGGAGCCAGCCCCACAUGCUCCUGUAGAUGAUGGUUUCGGUGGUACUAUUGGAGAUGUGCCGGACUUUGGACAUGCAGGAGGGCUGUUCGAAGGAGAUUUGUUCGGAGAUGUUACAGCUAGCGCAAGUGGUUCAGGCACGGCUUCAGGCAUGCCUGGAGCUUCUGCACAACCGCAGUCUUUACAGGCGGAGAUAGAGGCGGCGGGCGCGGGGCCGGCGGACGCGCCCGACUCAGACGACGACAUGCCCGACCACUACGACGCGCCCUCGCCGCACCACAGUUGGGGUGGAUCCCCGGUUCGCGAGGAGCCGGUGCCCGAAGAAGAAGCAGUACCGGAAAUGGCGCCCCCGCCCGUACCUCGACCGCCCUCCGUCAGACCAAUGGAAGUUGAUGAGAUCCCGGAGCCCGCACCGCCGACCCCCGGUCCUGUUGAGCCUCCGGAUAACACCACGCUGCUCAACAACGAUGAAGAGUCAUUUGCACUUGCACCUGUUGAUGCCACAGUACUAAAAGGAAUAACAAAAACAAAACGCAAACGUAAGCUUAUCGUGGAUGAAAUAAAAAACAUAUCGGGCGAAGAAAUGAAAAACCAACUGAGCAACACUUCCGAUAUUGUAACAACGUUAGAUCUUGCUCCCCCUACUAGGCGUCUUAUGCACUGGAAGGAAACUGGGGGUGUUGAAAAGCUAUUCACAUUACCAGCUAGACCGAUCCCAUCAAGAGUUCUGUUCAAGAAAUACCAGCGUAACAUGACCUUGCGCAGUGAGGCAGAAGAAGAGGCCAAGUCACCAGACCCUGAACCCAGCGUCGUGAGACGAGGCGGACGUAAACGUAAACAUGAAGAUCAUUUACCGCCUCCGGAUACACCAGCGCCUCAGCCCGUCGAACUGGAGGCACCCACUCCAAUGCCGCACGAAUAUGAACCUUCAGUCGAGACGAGCGAGGGAGCGUUCGCGCAAACACCGCGUCCAGAUCUCGAUGUAGACCCUCCGCAGACUCCAGGUGGCAUAAUGUCGUCCUUGGGUCCGCUGACUCCGGGAGGGCUGGGCCCACUUACUCCGGGCACAUUAUUACAGGCGGCACUCACACCACCUUCAUUAGCGCAUGGGUCGCUGACGCCAGGUGGUCUGCAACAUGGCGGAAUGACGCCGGCGGGGUUACAACAUGGCGAAAACCAUUCCGUAGAAUUGGGCUUGCCUCCUAGUGGAAUGACCCCAGCAGGCUUGCAUCAUGGAGGAAUGACGCCAGGAUUGGGUUUGGAUAGUGGAAUGACUCCAGCGGGCUUAGUGCAUGGAGGUCUUACACCCGCUGGCUUACACCAUGGUGGUAUGACGCCCGGAGGGUUGGAACACGGUGGCAUGACACCAGUAGGGUUACAGCACGGUGGAAUGACCCCGGCCGGCCUGCAACACGGCAGCAUGACGCCGGUCGGACUCCAACACGGAGGCAUGACGCCGGCCGGACUUCAGCACGGAGCCAUGACGCCUGCGGGCCUGCAGCACGGCGGUAUGACCCCGGCAGGCCUGCAGCACGGUGGUAUGACGCCGGCAGGGCUACAACAUGGCGGCAUGAUUUCCGCAGGCGUGUCGUCGGGCGCGCUGCUGCAGGUGUCGGGCGAGGUGCCGAUGAUGCCGCAGGUGUGCGGCGCGGAGCCGGUGGCGGCGCUGGGGUCGGGGCGCGCGCUGUCCGCGCCGCCGCCCGCCGACCACCUCGCGCACUCCGUGCCCCUCGAGCCGCUGCACAACCCGCUCGACGACCACGAUCAUCUACAGAAUGGUAUGCAGAUGACUAAUUUGGGCUAUGAUGAGCAACAACAUGGUCAUCAAAGUCCACAACAUGACUAUGAUCUACCGCCUACUCCCGAGAAUGCUGACGAUGGUGAGAGGGAAGCUGGGGAAACAGACGAACAGUUCGAACAGCGCGUUUUAAAUAGACGAGCGGCGCAACUGUUCGCAGUGAUGAGACCCAAGAUUGCUGCGGGGAUGACUCUUGGCUUCGCAGAUUUAGCGCCUAGACACAAUAAUAAGAAACAGGUUGCACAAAAGUUUUACAGUCUUCUUGUUCUGAAGAAAUAUCAAGUGUUGAAGAUAGAACAAAACGAAACAUACGGACCUAUAACUAUCACAAGAGGUGCACAGUUUGAAACAGAAGCAAUCUAAAUACAAAAAGAACUUUAUUUAUAUACUGUAUUAAAUAUUUUGUAUUAAAAAAGUUAGAUUGUAAAAGAUUUUAAAUGGUGGAAAGGUGAUGUUUUAGUUUGUAUAGAUUUCAUGAUGAUGUAUGUUGAGCCAAAAAUAAUGUAAGAUGACUCUGUGGAUCGAGUUUGCGAACAGUUUUUAUCAUAAAAUUGUAACUUUGGACCAAAUAAUACUACAAAUGUUGAUCUCAAAAUUCAGAUUGCAUUAUGUUGACUGUAUUGUAAACUUCAUGAACUCGAAUCACAGAUGAACAGAUCCUGAGUAUUGUGUUUGAUAGAUGUAGGACGAAUAAAUGCCUUAUUUUGUUUUGCUGUAGGGUAAGUGAAAUUAUUGUGAGAAAAAUGUUUUAUCUGUUUUGUUGUGUUCAACAGUCAGAUAGGAGAAAUAUUGUUACAAAUGACUUCUAAUCUUUAAAAUUAUGCAAUGAUUAUAUUGACAGCCUUAUACAUUACUAAAAUUUAUUUGCACCUGUAUAAUGUUCAAUAAUCGCAUUGAACUCGAAUAUGUGCCUAAGAAAAAAUAUGCUAUGCACAUUGCAUUUUGUUCAAUGGUUAUUUCGUCAAGAAAAUGUAGACACUAAAUUAUUUGCCAUUUAGAGUUCACAUCGACGUUAGUGAGUAGGCACAUUUAAUUCAUUAAAUAAA
This is a messenger RNA of Bombyx mandarina (wild silkworm), 3617 nucleotides long. It is a transcript of the gene vtd, whose product is annotated as RAD21 cohesin complex component verthandi. Lineage: Eukaryota; Metazoa; Arthropoda; Insecta; Lepidoptera; Bombycidae. Gene Ontology annotation, cellular component: cohesin complex. The record is from RefSeq and is a predicted model, not a curated record. Gene Ontology annotation, biological process: replication-born double-strand break repair via sister chromatid exchange; sister chromatid cohesion. Gene Ontology annotation, molecular function: protein binding; chromatin binding.